GACGUUUUCAGCCUGCUGAGCCUGUGCGCGCCCCCGCUGCUCCCUUCCUGCGCGCUCCCCUCGAAAAGUGAGCUCGUUUGAGGGAAAAGAAUCUGGACGACCAUGGAGUAAGAAAGCUAGGUGUUAUCUUGUGUCUUUUGAACACUUUUUCACUUUUCCGUCACUUUCGACAACCACGGAGGGCACAUGUGGUCAUUAAAUAUAUAUUUUCAAGUCGUAAGUUUCCAAACUUUCAGGAGUUUUGCGCUGGUAUAGCCUGACUGGAAAGUUAGCUAGCUAGCCUCGGCUACAUAUUAACGCUCCUCGGCUCGCGACUUUUGGAACAAAAACAGGCCGGCGGAGAGGCGACAUAGGCGGCUACAAGUGACGCGGAAUGUUGCCUCCCGGGAUUAACUUCACAUACGGAUGAGAAGGAAAUUGGGGAACACGGAGAACAACAGACGAGCGGUGCCAUGUUGGGCAGCCCGUCUGAGUGCCGAGGGUGGCCGCACUUGGUGCUGUGGCGGCCGGGGGGCUUCUUCUUCUUCUUGCUGCUGCUGGAAGGCAGCCUCGGCCUCGCCAACCCGGACAGCCAGUCCGGGCUCAUCGGCAGCAGCAGCAACCGCAGCGUCAACAUAUACUUGAGUGUGGAGGAGGUGAAGAAACUACUAGCAGGCCUGGAUGCAGAGCUUUACUAUGUUCGGGAUGACGUGGUCAAUCAUUACGCGCUGUCCUUCACUCUGCCAGUCCCCAGUGAGACCAACAGCCUUCACUUCACGUGGCAUUCCAAGUCCAAGGUGGACUACCGACUAGGUUUCCAUGUGGAGAACCCUGUUGCCAUGAACCAACCACGGAGCAACAUCUCCAGCCAAGGGGAGGUGCCCCGUUUUCCCUCCGUUUUUAGAGUGGACCUUUUCUGUUCCGGCAAGAUUGACGGGGAGGCGGUGGUGACGCUGCAGCUCAAUGUGACUAUCCACGCCGACAACUACACAGUGCUCAACUUCAAGAGGAGGAAAAUGUGCUACAAAAGAAUAGAUUCCGACCCAAAGAUUCCAUUAACAUUCAACCACAACAACCACACCCUUCACACCCUCCAGCAGCCUGACUUAGAUGGCGUGACCACCCCCACCACCUCUACUCAGGUGUUCUACAUAAGUGUCAGCGUGUGUUGCAUCGUCAUCUUCCUGGUGGCCAUCAUCCUGGCUAUCUUGCACCUGCACAGCAUGAAGAGAGUUGAGAUAGAAGACAGCGUGAGCGACAGUGGAAGCUCUCAGGGACUCUCUCAGCCGUCCACGCAGACCACACAGUACCUGAGGGCCGACACGCCAAACAAUGCAGCCCCCAUUUCCAACAACCACCCUGGCUCUGCACCCAUUCUCCAGCUUGCUGCCUCCUCCUUCCAAAACCCCGGUGCCCCUCCCCACGAAACAAAAAGCUACCCAUCGCUUCGCAUCGAGAAGAACGACCUGAGGAGCGUCACUCUCAUGGAGGCCAAGGCCAAAGUGAAAGACAUCGCCAUUUCAAGGGAGCGAGUCACUCUGCGAGAUGUCUUGCACGAAGGCACGUUUGGCCGCAUCUUCCACGGUGUGUUGCUGGAUGAAAAGGACCCCAGUAAGGAAAGGCCAGUCUUUGUGAAGACUGUGAAAGAUCACGCCUCUGAGGUCCAGGUGACGAUGAUGUUGACUGAAAGUUGCAAGCUUCGCGGCCUUCAUCACAGGAACUUGCUGCCCAUCAGUCAUGUUUGCACAGAGGAUGGCGAGAAGCCCAUGGUGCUGCUGCCUUUCAUGGCCUGGGGGAACCUGAAGCUGUUCCUGCGCCAGUGCAAGCUGGCGGAAGCCAACAACCCACAGGCCGUCUCUCAGCAGGACCUGGUCUACAUGGCAAUCCAGAUUGCGUGCGGAAUGAGCUACCUGGCUCGCCGAGAGGUCAUACACAAAGACCUUGCAGCCAGGAACUGUGUCAUCGACGACAACAUGCAGGUAAAGAUCACGGACAACGCCCUGGCCCGAGAUCUGUUUCCCAUGGAUUACCACUGCCUGGGGGACAACGAGAACCGGCCUGUGCGCUGGAUGGCGUUGGAAAGCUUGCUCGACAACGACUUUUCCAGCGCCAGCGACGUGUGGGCUUUCGGCGUGACGCUGUGGGAGCUGAUGACACUGGGCCAGACGCCGUACGUGGACAUCGAUCCCUUUGAGAUGUCCGCCUACCUGAAGGACGGCUACAGAAUAGCGCAGCCCAUCAACUGUCCUGAUGAACUGUUUGCCGUCAUGGCGUGCUGCUGGGCUCUGGACCCAGAGGAAAGACCCAAGUUCCAGCAACUGGUUCAGUGUCUCACAGAAUUUCACGCCGCGUUGGGGGCUUACGUGUAAAUCCCCCCUUGACACCCCCCAACCCCUUUAAAGAACGGCAGCACUCGAAGCUGCUGGUGGACUCAUGGAUUCCCGUUGUGCCUUUUCCAAAGAGCAGCCUUGGAGCACAAUGACAGUUUUUUGUACAGUUGCUGUUUUUUUUCCAUAUAGUUGAAGUAGUAUUCUUCCAUAGGCGACCUUUCACUCAUCACCAGGACUGACAGGCAUGGAAGUGACCAACAUCCUAACCCUUUUGUUGAAGGUCGAGUGCGGUACGGCAGUUUGAUCAGAAUGGUGCAUUUACUUCUUGAAUGAGAUGUGUGUGUGUGUGUGUGUGCGCGUGUGUGUGUGUGUUCGUGUUGCUCAUUUUGCUCAGCAUAUGGAUUGGAACACUUCUCCUUGUUUUGUAUUCCUACAAUCCCAACAACUUCCCCCAGGUCCUGCAUUAGGACUCAAAUUUCCGCUAGAUCAGGGGUCGGGAACCUUUUUUGCUAAGAGAGCCAUGAAAGCCACAUAGUUUUAAAUGCAAUUAUAUAUUUUUUAACCACUGAAUACAACUAAAUGUGUGCAUUUUCAGCAAAACCAACAAUUUUAGGAUAGUAGUCUUAAUUAAUUAUUUUUAAUAACAUUGUUAUACUGAAGCUUGUUGCCAUGAUUGUGACUUCAGGUGCUGCAUGGGCUAGCACGGUACUCCUUAUCUUUCUUUUUGCCAUCAUCUUCAUCAAAAGAUGAAAAAAGAUUCUAUGCAAAAUUAGCUAGCUCACUAUUGAUUAAAGGAAGGAAGUUUACUUCUUGACCUCUGAAUGACCAGGUAGGCUCCUGUGUUAUACAGUAAUUGGGUUUUGGUUUCUGAUCCGGAAAGUAUGGGAAGGACAGCUGGCAUUGACUUUGGCCACCCACACGGCGGUAAAAAAAAUGGAUGGAUUAAAAUUAAUUAAAAAGUUUAAUAUUUUGAAUAUGACUGCAACUAAUGCUUAAUCGCUUCAGUCAAUCAAUCAAUUAAUCAAAUUAAUAUAAUCAGAUUAAAAAACACUUUCUUCAGAAAUAAAGGAAAUUCUAAGAAGAUAUUUUAAUGUUUAAAUCAAAAAGCAAUCAAUUCCCAAAAUAGUUGUUGAUUAAUUGCCUUAUCGAUUAACCAUUGAUUAAUUGUCAUUUUUAACACUAAUUUCUGUAUUUUUUUACUUUUAAAAUUUCUGCAAAAAAAUGUCUUAAUUUUAUUGUGGUAAGAAAUGCCAGAUACAGUCAUCAUAAAAGCCACGUCUGGCUCCGAGCCAUAGGUUCCCUACCCCUGCGCUAGAUUUUUGUGAGUACAAUUUAAAACUGUCACCAUGAAGCUCCUGUGACAUGUUUUUAUGGUCACUGCAUGGUUGAACUCCAUUCACUAUUAAAUUGUAUUUCUUUUACCUUCA
This is a messenger RNA of Doryrhamphus excisus (bluestripe pipefish), 3736 nucleotides long. RefSeq names its product receptor like tyrosine kinase (gene ryk). Lineage: Eukaryota; Metazoa; Chordata; Actinopteri; Syngnathiformes; Syngnathidae. Gene Ontology annotation, biological process: axonogenesis; positive regulation of phosphatidylinositol 3-kinase/protein kinase B signal transduction; protein phosphorylation. The record is from RefSeq and is a predicted model, not a curated record. Gene Ontology annotation, molecular function: ATP binding; protein kinase activity. Gene Ontology annotation, cellular component: signaling receptor complex; plasma membrane.